AGCUCAGGCCUGAAAUUGCUGCGAAACACUGAGGAGUUAGGAAGGAAGUGUGCUGUGCUCCUGAGUCCUGACGACGUUGCUGAUCAUGAAUCGAAAAUGGGCACGCUUCUGCGUUACAUGUUCUUACUUUUGGCUUUGACAUGUUUAAUUCUGAUUUUGGCUGCAUUCCUCCUGAUAUCGUUCCAACGGCCUGUGGUAUAUCAGGUUCGAUUUAUUGAUGACAAUACAGCUGAACGUGAACGACUUGGUCCGUUACAAAAUGACGUCAACAAAGUUGAUGUCAUUCGACCCGUGUUUGUUGAUGCUGAUUUGAUAUCGGAUGAUGUCAUCAAAAGUAAACAAAAGAAUAGUGCUUAUGAUGCCUUGAAAUAUUUAUUAAAAUCGCUUAGCUCAAACAGCUCUGAUGGAUUUGAUGGAAGUCAGCAGUUUUCUGUCUCAAUAAAUGCUAACAAAAUUUCAAUAAAAGAUCCAACAAUAAAGAAUAAAUUAUUUGAAAAUGGGGCUGAAAUUGAUCUACAGCCCAAUAAUGUUGCUGGUGAGAAAUCAUCAGAAAAGUAUAAUCUCCCACAAGAGAAUUUUAUUAAUUCUCAAAAUGAUAGCAUUGCUGACAAAUUGAGUAUCAAUGAAAUCUUGAUAACCAUAAAAACCACCCAAAUAUUUCAUAAAACCAGAUUGAAACUGAUUGCCCAAACUUGGUACUCCAAGGCAUCUAAUCAGACUUUAUUCUUCAGUGAUGCUCCUCUCAUAAGUGGAGACCCUGUCUUUGCUGCGAAAGGAUCUGUGGUGGCUUUGUCAAAGCGCUUGCGAGUAACCGACUGUCCUGCCUCCCACCAGCGUCAGGCAUUGUGCUGCAAAAUGGCAUGGGAACUUGAUGCCUUUCUUGAGUCAUCAGCCAAAUGGUGGUGUCAUUUUGAUGAUGACAACUAUGUUAACGUUAAGGGGCUUGUUGAAGCUCUGUCUGGCUAUGACCACCGUCAGCACUGGUACCUGGGGCGUCCCUCCAUCCGAACACCCCUGCAGAUCCUCAACAGGGAUGACGUCACAAGUCAUGUAGUGUUUUGGUUCGCGACGGGCGGCGCGGGCUUCUGCAUCUCUCGGGCGCUGGGUCUCCUCAUGAUGCCUGUAGCAGGAGGUGGUAAGCUGGUGAGCAUAGGGGACAGAAUACGCCUGCCUGAUGAUGUUACCAUUGGCUAUGUCAUUGAGCAUCUCCUGAAGCAGAAGUUGACUGUGGUUGACCUCUUCCACUCGCACCUCGAGAACAUGCAGCUCCUCGACCCGUCCACUCUCUCAAAGCAGAUCAGUCUCAGCUACAGCGCAGGGGAAAACGACGUCCCCGACAGCCUCUUGAGUGUGCCUGGUCUGCCCACCAGCAUCGACCCCACCAGGAUGCUGAGCCUACACUGCCUCCUCUACCCCCACGACGCCUCCUUCUGCCCUCACGACAAGCCUGCGCUGUAACACGUCUUGUUUAUCUCAGCGCUGCUCUAUUUAAUGGCAGCCAUUAUAAUAUAUUGUUUACAAUGGCAGUUAUGACAUUAUCUUGUCUAUAAUGGCAGCCAUUACGUUAUAUUGUCUACAAUGGCAGCCAUUACGUUAUAUUGUCUACAAUGGCAGCCAUUACGUUAUAUUUUCUACAAUGGCAGCCAUUACGUUAUAUUGUCUACAAUGGCGCAGCCAUUACGUUUUCUUGUCUACAGUGGCAGCCAUUACGUUAUAUUGUCUACAAUGGCAGCAAUUAAGUUAUAUUAGCUACAAUGCAGCCAUUACGUUAUCUUGUCUACAAUGGCAGCCAUUACGUUAUAUUGUCUACAAUGGCAGCCAUUACGUUGUAUUGACUACAAUGGCAGCCAUUACGUUAUAUUGUCUACAAUGGCAGCCAUUACAUUUAUCUGCAAUGGCAGCCAUUAUGCUGUUGUUUUUUGUCGUAGCUUUUGUUAUUUGCAUGUUUUCUACAACGGUAGCUCAGAUAUAUAUUUUUUUGCAAUGGUAGAUCAAUUAUAUAAUCUUCACAAUGGUAGCUGAAACAAAUAUAUUGUUUAAAUUUAUAGAUAUAACGUAUGCAUAUUGUAUGAGACCAAUAUUGUUUGCAAUGUAUGUUAUAUAUAAUGUUAGUUAAUAACAAUAUUUGCUACAACUUGUAGCAUUAAAAGUUGAAUAGCAUUAAAUUAAGUAACUAAAUGAUUGGCAAAUUGUCACCGUUACAUGAAAUUAUAACUCAGGUAGGAAUAACAUUGUAUAAAAAGGGUGAGGAUGCGAACCCACGUGCUGUGCCAAAAUGUAUCACUUUAUUAUAGUAUAUAUUUGUAUAAUAUUAUAGUGAGAGAUGGUGCCUUGCAAUAUCCGUCGUGACGGCAGUAAGGAUGUUACACCGAUAUACCAAGCAGUUAUUAAGUGAAGGAAUUAUUUGGUGUUCUAUCGUCAAUGUUUAUGUCCUUCGAUGGGUUGAGAUCCUUGUGAUAUCCUGCCCUCGAAAUGAUCUCAUCCUGGAAAACUCUAUUUAUUUAAUAUCGUUUCUAUAUCACUUCGAUAUCAAAUAGCUUUGAAUUGAAUGGCAUUUUAUGUUGACAUUUUACCAUAUUAUUGCGUCAUCUGCCAUUCAAACUCUCUCGAGUUGAUUUGUUAUUUUUGUCGAUUAGAAACUAACAAUUGAUGUGCGUGACAUGAAUUUUUAAUAAUUAAUGUGCAUGAAAUAAAAUUGAAUAUAUUUUUAAAACUUGAACGAAGCAUUUCUCAAAGUCUCUAAAGUUUAAACUUAUCGUGAUUCUCGCGCCAUAAACUGCAAGCUAAGUUCCUUGGUGUGAUGUCUUGUGUUCGUUGUUAUGAAUCCAUGUGCAUUAUGAAGCCAUGUCCAUUAUUAUUAUUAUAUGAAGCCGUUGUUAUGAAGCCAUUAUGAAGCCAUGGUGUGAUGUCUUGUGUUCGUUGUUAUGACGCCGGACCGUUGCUAGCAGACAUGUUGCGAUAACGUCGCCUUCCCUUCUAUGCUGCGUGCCAUCCAUUUUCCUGUUAUACUCCUCCCUGUCUUAUUCAUCCUGCCUUCUAAAAUGACUUCCAAACUGUUGUAUGACAUUGCCGCUUACGCCAAACACUUUACACGCGUUUGUAGUAUGCCUUUGUUACUGCAACCAAACGCAUGUCAGGCGCGCGUCAUUCUUCUCGUGCAACUGUUAGGACUCUUCCUGGCUUUGGCGAAAAGUCAACGGAUUUGUCUUUUAGAUUUACAGUGUUCGGAAAUAUUUGCAUAUUUUUAUAUUUAUAUAAUCUAUUCCUUGAAGUUUCCU
This is a messenger RNA of Hyalella azteca, 3278 nucleotides long. RefSeq names its product fringe glycosyltransferase. Gene Ontology annotation, cellular component: membrane. The transcript has 8 exons. The coding region runs from base 97 to 1458 and encodes 453 amino acids. Gene Ontology annotation, biological process: regulation of Notch signaling pathway. NCBI's taxonomy places the organism in Eukaryota, Metazoa, Arthropoda, Malacostraca, Amphipoda, Hyalellidae. Gene Ontology annotation, molecular function: O-fucosylpeptide 3-beta-N-acetylglucosaminyltransferase activity. The record is from RefSeq and is a predicted model, not a curated record.